Salpingoeca rosetta is the source of this 1628-nucleotide messenger RNA. RefSeq lists its product as uncharacterized. The coding region runs from base 1 to 1542 and encodes 513 amino acids. The transcript has 11 exons. NCBI's taxonomy places the organism in Eukaryota, Choanoflagellata, Craspedida, Salpingoecidae. The record is from RefSeq and is a predicted model, not a curated record.
AUGAAUGGCGGUGGCAGCGGUGGUGGUGACACGGCGGGGGAUGCGGGUGCUGGCACCCGCGAUGAGCUUCCAAGCUACGACACAGUCGAGCACGAGCUGUUCCAUGUGGCAGAGUACUCUGUGGUCUGUGUGUUUGAUGGGCGGGAGCGCGUGGUGAUUGGCGUAUCGCCAGCAGACACCUUGUAUGAUCUGCAUCAGCGCAUCGCUUCCAUCACGGGCUACACCCCAACCUCAAAACACAUGCGCUUCUUCAUUCGCGGCACGCAGUUGAAACCGUCAAAGAGCCUGUCGGCGCAAGGCGUAUGGGAUGGAACCAUCAUCGACGUCAAAACAGGAGACAAGAAAGCGGAGAGCGGUGCUGAUGGCGAGCAACCUGCUUCAUCCACAGACGCUACGGAUGCGGCACAACGCGGCACAGCCACCGUCACGCUGGGUGAUGAUGACGACACUGACGAUGAACUCCCAUCCUACGAAGCCAUCAUGGCAACAAGCACAGAGAGAGUAACCCGUCGACAUGCAUCGUGGCUCACCCGCUCCCUCGGCUUUCUGCUGUUCUCUGCGUACCUCGGCGUGUUCUAUGGGCUGCCCAUUGUCCUCAUCGUCAUGGGAGCGGAGGAGAAGUGUGACGGUGAUCCUCGCAUCAGCGCGUGGAUGAUUGUGUUUGGGGUGUGUUUGCUGUGGCUGUCUGUGGUGGCGGCCACGCUGAGUCGACUCAAGCAGCGGCGGCGACAGCUUGGCGAGGACGAGGAGAUGAUCAACCUUCGCUUUGGAUGGUUCAUUGAGUUUCAAUCGCUGCUGCAGACCUUCCUGGGCAUUUGGCUCAUCUGCGGCGCUGCAUGGGUGUUUGGGUGCUCGCGGGAGUGCCGGCGACAGUGCGACAGCGUCACAUACGGGCUCGCCUUCUGGACGCUGACAGGCGUGUUCAUCCUCAUCACGGUGGUGGCGUGCGCCCCGUUCUUUGCGGCCAUUGUCGGGCGGUGCCAGCGGCUGUUCACGCGCCGGCAAUCGCCCCGCGAGCAGGCGAGGUUUGACAUCCGCACGAUUGUCGACCAGCUGCACGCGAGCACAUUCAGCGCAAACAACAACAACGACAACAACGACGGCGACGACGACGACGACGACGACGACAACAGCGGCAGGCGUCGUGAUGACAGCAGCAGCAGCAGCGACGACGAUGACGAUGACGUGAUUGAUACCACCCCCACCAGCAGCAGUGGUUUUGAGGACAGUGACGAAGAUUUUGGUGAAGCGCGGAGUGCGCGGGAGCAGGCCCAGACGAUGCGCUCGGUGCUUGAAUCGCUGGCCCACCUCAUGCCCCCACUCUCGGAUGGCGCUGACGACGACGACGACGAUGACGAUGACGAUGGUGAUGGAGGUGGUGGAGGCGAGCGGGGCGGCGGCAGGGAUGAAGCACAUGGGCACACAGAAGAGCAACAACAACAACAACAACAACAACAACAACAACAACAACGGGGCUUACGGCUGGAGCAGGAGGUGGGGAGCUCUGUGCACAGCAACUCAGCUAGCGAGUCUGUGGUGUAGAACGUAUGUUAACAUAACUGGACCCAAGCGCUUUGUGGUGUGCCAUGUGUAGAACUGGUUGAAAUUGAACCUGUGACAAGCGGACA